AAAUUAAAUAAUGUGUUUGGAUCUAUUAUGCGUACGCAUACACCUACUAGACUCUAAAUCAGAAGGGUUGUACCUACAGACUUACUCUCUUCCCACAACUUUCAGCUCUCAACUCUCUCUCUCUGUUUCUCUCUUGCUUUUGCUCUCGAUCUCUGUUUCUUUAUGCCCUUUGGUUAAGCUAAACUAUCAGCCAAAAAGUUUCUAUUUUGGAUCAGAGAGAGAACCUGUUGUUUUUAUUAGAAUUACCUCUGUUUUAUGCAUGGCAGCUGUAAUUGUCUGAUGUUUAUUUCAAAUCAGCCUAUGUGCAAAGCUUUCAAAUACCAAGUUUUGUUCUUUCAGUAUUUCGUUUCUGGUUUCUAACUUCUGAGGCUUUUCUGGGCUUUGUUUAUUAAUGCUCUCUGCUUUUCAAGUAUAAAUGAAUUUCUUUUGUUUGCGUGUUCACUCUGUCUACUCUGUUUUCCCUUCUUUUAUUCUACUUUAUUGAACCUAUAUAUAUUCAGCUAUAUAUUGUUUCCUUAUUUUUUGGUGAUUAUUCCCUUGUUUCACUGAAAACUUUCUUGAGUCCUAAGAAAUAUAGCCUUCCUAAUAUAGAGGCAGUGUUUAAGUUUAACCUGACUUUGCUGAGUAAAACCGACUUUGGUUUGGUUUCAAUCCCAUGUGUUAAAGCCAGCUGUUUUCUAUAAAUUCUAUCUCAAAUCAUAAACGCCAUAUAGUUUUUUACGACUAUAUUAGUAAAGGGAUUAUGGGGUUGUUGAAAGUUGUGGACUUUGCUGGUCUUUUAGUUGCCAUGUUGUUGUUAUUUACUGUGCUUUUGAUGGGUUCAGUGAGUGGAAUUGGUGUUAACUGGGGGACACAGGCAACGCACCCUUUGCCGCCUGCAAUUGUGGUGAAGAUGCUAAGGGACAAUGGGAUUCAACAGGUUAAGCUUUUCGAUGCUGAUUCCACAACUUUGAAUGCACUGAAAAAUUCAGGGAUUCAAGUCAUGGUGGGUAUUCCUAAUGACAUGCUUUAUACUUUGGCUAAUAGUGUUCAAGCAGCUGAGAAAUGGGUUGCUAAGAAUGUGUCAGCACAUAUCUCUUCCAAUGGUGUAGACAUCAGGUAUGUUGCAGUUGGGAAUGAACCAUUCUUGACAACGUAUAACGGAAGCUUUGAAGCGAUUACUCUCCCCGCUCUUCAAAAUAUCCAGUCAGCACUUACAAAAGCCGGUUUGAGCAGUCAGGUUAAAGUCACUGUCCCCCUAAAUGCUGAUGUAUACGAGAGUCCAAAUACUUUGCCUUCUUCUGGUAACUUCCGUGCAAACAUCCAGGCCCUCAUGGUGCAAAUUGUUCAGUUCUUGAAUGCUAAUGGAGCUCCUUUUACUGUCAACAUCUACCCCUUUAUCAGCCUUUAUGAUGACCCCAGUUUCCCCCCUGACUACGCCUUCUUUAAUGGCUAUUCAUCUCCCAUAAAUGAUAAUGGAAGAAUCUAUCAGGACAUGUUUAGCGCAAACUAUGAUACCCUUGUAUGGGCCUUACAGACUAAUGGCUAUGGAAACAUGUCCAUAAUUGUUGGAGAAAUUGGGUGGCCUACUGAUGGAGAUAUAAAUGCAAACUUACAGAAUGCUCAGAGGUUCAGCCAAGGUUUCAUGUCUCGCUAUCUGGCAGGGCAGGGGACCCCAAUGAGAUCUGGUCCCUUGGAUGCUUACUUAUUCAGCCUUAUAGAUGAAGAUGCCAAAAGUAUUCAGCCAGGUAAUUUUGAACGGCAUUGGGGGAUGUUUUACAUUGAUGGAACACCCAAAUACCAGCUAAGCAUUACAGCAAACUCGAACGGUUUGGUAGCAGCAAGUAAUGUACCAUAUCUGGCUCAACAAUGGUGUGUUAUGUCACCCUCAGCUAGUCUUGAUGAUCCACAAGUCGGACCAACUGUCAGCUAUGCUUGUGCAAAUGCUGAUUGCACUAGUCUUGGAUAUGGGACUUCAUGUGGAAGUUUGGAUGCUAGGGGGAAUAUCUCCUAUGCAUUUAACAGUUACUAUCAGAUACAAAAUCAGCUUGCAAGUGCUUGUCAGUUCUCAAACCUUUCAGUUGUCACAACUACAGACCCAUCAACUGGAGAUUGCAAAUUUAGGAUCAUGAUCAAUGUGCCUACAGCACUGCAGAGUACUAGUAGUAGUGUUGGAUCACUUAAACAACCUGUUGGUUUAUUGCUGUUUUUAUCUUUGUUAAUCCUUUCAAUUCUGUGAUUUUGCUGCUAAGGUACAUUACUUGCUUCAUAUUUUUGCUUGUAUAUGUAGACAAUAUAUCAAAUAUUAAACUUUCAUAACUUAAUGGUUAGGGAGGUGGAUUUUCACA
This is a messenger RNA of Quercus robur (English oak), 2327 nucleotides long. RefSeq names its product glucan endo-1,3-beta-glucosidase 5. The coding region runs from base 743 to 2218 and encodes 491 amino acids. Lineage: Eukaryota; Viridiplantae; Streptophyta; Magnoliopsida; Fagales; Fagaceae. The transcript has 2 exons. Gene Ontology annotation, cellular component: plasma membrane. The record is from RefSeq and is a predicted model, not a curated record. Gene Ontology annotation, molecular function: hydrolase activity, hydrolyzing O-glycosyl compounds. Gene Ontology annotation, biological process: carbohydrate metabolic process.